Lethenteron reissneri (Far Eastern brook lamprey) is the source of this 10783-nucleotide messenger RNA. RefSeq names its product ataxin-7-like protein 1. NCBI's taxonomy places the organism in Eukaryota, Metazoa, Chordata, Hyperoartia, Petromyzontiformes, Petromyzontidae. The record is from RefSeq and is a predicted model, not a curated record.
AACAAAGCCCGACGCUCACUUAAUGGAGUGUGUUGGUGGCUUGUUUAUAAUUAAUUUACUCGCUGCCCAGCAGGCAGCCGAUGCUGCUGCUGCUGCCCCCAUGGUGGGGGUCCGGGCGGCUGUCGGGGGCGCCGCGUGCCGCCCUCUAGCGGCCGCGUCCCGGCCGCGCCACUAGCCGAGCCCCGCGGCCACCCAGCGCCUCAAUGGCGGCCUAAGGCGGCGCCCUCCCGUGUUGGCCUCCCGUGGACGCUCGCGAACGCAUCCGACGUCGGCGGUCAGAAAGGAACAGCGCAUCGAACCCUCGGGUCUCUCGAGCGUCCGGGCGGCCUCACAAACGGGCGUCCGGGACCGAUUUUAUCGGCGGAUGUCGACGGAUUGUCCCGCUGCCGGGCGGGCCGGGCCGGGCGGGCCGGGCGGGCCAGGCGGAGCGGACAAGGCGGGCCGAGUGGGCCGGACGAGGGCGCGUGCCGGCCGGCGGGUCCGGCUAGGCGACGGCGAGGCUCGGCCGCGGCCCCGGGGAAGGCGCUAGGCCGCUCAUGGCGGCCGCGGACGGGGAAGGCGGUGGCGACGCGCAGAGGGAGCGGAGAGGGAGGCGGCUACCGAGCCCCGAAGCGUUCGCGAGUCGACCCUGGGCCACCCUGGUGGACGCGGCCAGGGUUCAGUGCGGGGAUGGACCUUCUGACUGGGAGGAUGUUGGUGCCGCUGGCACUGGAAAGGAUUCGUCGCACAAGAACCGUGAAGUCAUGCGGCUCAACAGAGAAGACAUGCACCUGUUUGGACACUGCCCCUCGCAGGACGAGUUCUACCUGGUGGGGUGCCGGCUCUGCAGCCGCUUCCUCAAGCCGCAGGCGCUGCAGGCGCACUACGAGAGGCGACACCGUGACCACGCGGUGACGGGUGCCGCCACGCAGCCUCCGCCACCCCCCGCUGCUACCGCCACCUCCACCACCUCCGCCGCUGCUUCCGCUUCACGCUCGGCUCGCGAGCUGCGGGAGCGACAGCGACGCUCCUCUCGUGCCGGGCCAUUGGUACGGGUGCGGCCGGGAGACCGAAGUCGCAAUGCCAGCGCCUCCCAGCCGCCCAGGUCAUCGGACAAGCAGUGCACCAGCGCGCCCAUGCCCAUCGUGAGUCUACAGAAACUCGACAGCGCCACCACUCCCCUGCGCACCACCACUACCACCACCUCUUCCUCCUCCUCCUCCUCCACCACCUCCUCCACCGCCACCUCCGCCAAUACCUCCUCCUCUAGGCCGCCGCCUCCGUCUGCGCCACCGCCCCCCUCCUCCGUCGUGCGGAACUCUUCAUCGCUCGCUCCCAAACAACCCACGGCGCCAGCGACCAGGCCAGCACCAUCAUCGUCAUCGCCACCCUCCACACCUCCACCACCGCCGUCGUCAUCUUCAUCAUCAUCAAAACCACAGGGUGGCGGAGGCGGCGGCGGCGGCGGUGGGGGUACAAAGACGCAAGCCAGGCCCGAAGGCCCCAGGGUGAACUCGCUUUCUGCUGGUAGCGGCGCCACCUCUUCAUCGUCGUCGCCGUCGUUGUUGUUGUCUUCCGUCAAAUUGGGAUCGUCGAACUCGGUGUCGCUGCCGGUGCGGCAGAACUCUACCGCUGCUACCUCAUCGGCCGCUCCCCCUGCGCCGCUCUGCGGGUCUCCCGUUCCUCCUCCGCCUCCUCCUCCUCCUCCUCCUCUUCUUCCUCCUCCUUUGCUGCCACCGCAAGCAGCGGGCGGAGGCAACGGCGGUGGCCGGCGUCGCCCCCCGCCGGCGUCUCCCUCGCUCCGAGCCGGAGCCGUCGCCAACAGCAGCAGCAACAACUACCACCACCACAACCACCACCACAACAACAGCAACAAUAACCACCACAACCACAACCACGGCACCGGAGCCAACGCGGCCGCGGUCGUCCCGAACGGGAAGGGCCCCGCCGCGGAGAUCGCCCGGAGGCGGGAGGACGGGAGGAGCGUCCCGCACCGCAAGGCGGCGCUGGCGCGAGAGCCGGACGCCGGGCGGCACCGUGGCGGCACGGACGUGGAGAGCGGCCGGCGGCCCUGCCUGCGCUCGCUCGCCUGCAAGACCCCCGCCUCACCGGGCCAGCGCCGCUCGGCUCACUCGCGCCGCAAGGGCAACGGCACCGCCGCCGACGUCGCGGCGACGCCGGCCCCGGAGCACCGCUCGCGCUCGCACAGCCGCGACGGAGCCCGGCAUGGCGCCGCGCCGCCCGGGCCCUCGCCGGCGCCGCCGCCGCUGCUCGCGCCGGCCGCCGGAGCCGGGUGGCGCGGGGAGGACGUCUUGACGGUGCAAGCGGACGGGGCGGGAGAGGAUUGGGCGGGCGCUGGCGACGGAGUCAACGCUUUGGCCAAACUCCGCUCGUUCAAUCCCAGGUCCCACACCCGUAACCUCCAUGCGGUAACAACGGUGGCGGCUCGCGGUGGCAGCGGCGACGGCGGCGUUUCAACCUGGCCGUCCCCGCCACCGCAGCAGCAGCAACAACCGCCGGCGUCGUCGUCAUCAUUUGAGAGUGGCGAGGCUGCCCCUCCACCGCCCUUCUACGUGGUGGGGGGCAGCCCCUGCCCCCGCGGUAGCGGCGCGGGGUGGCACACGUCCAGCGACGAGGGCGGCUGCCCCGACGAGCCGAACGGAGGGGCGAGCGGCGGGGUCGGCUCAAGCGGCGGUAUCGGCGACUUGGGGAGCGAGGGACUGGUGCUUGCUAGACACCCGGCACCGCUGGGGGUGUGCACGUUUGGCGCGCGGCAGCUGUCCCCCGGGCUGCACUCGUUCUCGCGCACGUGGGGUCACUUCCGCGUGGCCUUCUCCUGCAUGGUGGAGCGCCACCUGAGCACGCACAUGUGGAGGAGAAUCCCCGCGGCGUGCGAGCCCUUGCCGCCCACGAUGCCCGUUCCAGCCGCCGUCGGCACCGCGGCCGCCGCGUCCUCCUCCUCUCGGCCCUCCCCGUCUCCUGGCAACUGCGGCAAACGCGUCGCCACGGCGAGCGCCGUUCCGACUCCGUCCCCUCCAGCGCCGCGCCGCUCGCCCGCGCCGCGCAAACCCGGCAGGUGCCGCCCCCGGCCGGGGCGGCCGGCGAGCCGCGAGGCGACUCCGCCGAACCCGGGCAGCGCCGCCAAGAAGAAAAAGUGCAGCGUCGCCGCCAGCGUCGCCCCCGCCGCGGCCGCCGCGCCCUCGUCUUCCGCCUCUUCCUCCUCCUCCUCGUCGUCGGCCGCGGCCCCAGGGCCGGACGCCCCCAAGCGGAACUGCGUAGCUCUGUCGAGCGGCGCCGACUCGGGAUGGGUGGCGGCCGCGGCGCCGGCGGCCGCGGUGCAACCGCCGCCGUCGCGUCGGCGCAGUUCGCCCUCACCGUCUUCAUCGUCCUCCUUCUCGUCAUCGUCCUCCUCGUCGUCCUCCUCGUCGUCUUCGUCAUCGUCGUCGGGGUCCUCGUCCUCAUGCUCCUCCUCGUCGUCGUCGGCGGCGUCGUCGCCGCGCCACCGCGGUAGCGGCGGCGGAGCCGGCGGCGGCGGAGCCGGCGUCCGAAGCGGCGGGCACCGGCAGAGGGCGGGUGCCAACGCCGCCGCCACUCCCCCGGCAACGGCCGUGGCGGCGACACGUUCGCCGGCGCUCCCCAGCAAGCAGCACCAUCGCCAUCACCACCACCAUCACCACCACCACAACCGCCACCAGCAGCCGCAGCAGCCGCAGCAGCCGCAGCGGAACCAGCCCUCCGCUGCCAACCACGCAAACUCGCACACACCGCCCUUCAAGCCGCCUGAAGGCAAGAAGGGGAAGGGCGGCGGCGGCGGUGGCGGCGGUGGCGGCGGUGGUGGCGGUGGCGGCGGAGGCGGAGGCGGAGGCGGAGGCGGCGGCGGCGGCGAAGGCGGCGGAGGCGUGGAGGGCCGGGCGGCGGGCCCGACCCUGAAGGCGAACAAGGUGGCGAAGGCGGUGGACAUGGACUGUGUCCACGCCAGGACGCACGGAGCGCGGGGCCACAGAAGCAGCGAGAGGACGCUCGUCGGGCGGCACGACAAGAGCACCGGCCUGGCGUCUCCCGGCCGGCAGAGGCCCUCCUCCACGCCGAGCCCCCUGCACCGGCCCGCGAGGUGACGAUGGCCGUUUGGCACAGACGAGGGAAGGAAAAACACGACGACUAAAAACGCGAAGCAACCGACGGAGCAGGCGCCGAACGGAGCAGGCACCAAACGGCGGCUCCCCGGACAGCCCUGCCCGGCGCCAAGUCACUGCGGGACCCCGCUUUAAACCCCCCUGCUGACUGCGGGCCCACCCACCCACCCCACCAAACCAUCGCUCCCGGGGUCGUCUUCAUCGCUGCCCGUUUUCCACCAAAAAAGAAAUGAACACGAACUCGCGGACGUGGCUGCUGCUGCUGCUGCAACGGGGGGGGGGAGGGGAGGAACGGCACGUUGGGGGAAUUUCGCAAAUUCAAGAAGAUGCCCCGGUGGUGGGGAACUUUUGGCUGGUUUUACAGACUCGCGCGAAACACAAGUCCAAAGAUGCACUCGGCGCGACACGACCCCCGCCCAGUCCGAAGCCUGCCGCCGUCGGCGUCGGCGCCACCUCCCGGCGAGCCUCGCGCCGUGGCAGAGGGUAAAGUAAAAAAACUGGGACGUUGCAAGCAAGUGUUACUCCGACGCAAUAACGGGGGGCGGGGCGGGGGGGUGGGGACCUCGAGGGGAGUUCACGCGCACCGCUCUGCAGGGAGGCCGCCCGCGUCUUUCUUUUUCUGUUUGUUCUUCUGUCGCGAACAUAUUUCCCGUCGGGUCGCGCUCGAUUUUUUUAAAAAGAAACAAACUUCUUCACCUGCUGCCUGGGGGCGGAGAGCAAACCCGGAGGAGGUUUCGGGGCAGAACUGGAGUCCGUCGCGCUCGCAUCGGGGGAGAUCGCGACGCUCUUCUCGGUCGUUCUCCGUUCGCUCGGCGACAAACUCCGAGACGCCUUCCUACCCCGCGCGCCCCGUUUUUUUCAUCGUUUAACUUAUCGCGUUUUUAAUUUCCAGUGUAAAUUUCGAUCUCAACAGGCUUGUACGAAUUUUAUUUAAUUUUGAUUUGGGGGCCGAUGGCCCUCGACUCUGCGAGUGUCGGCCGCUCCUGAGCUGCUACUAACGGUUUUCCUGCAGUCGACGUCUUUCUAACGUUUGAGCCAGAAAAAUUAAUUGUACUUUUUUUCUUUUCGCCGGUAGAAAUUCGGGUGGCGGUGGGUGGGGGGGGGGGGACUCGAGUCGUGGACACUGGGUAAUCGCGCUCACAAACGCACACUCACUCGCUCGCUCUCUCUCUCUCUCUCGCUCCUCUCUUAUUUUUUUUUCGAUCAAAUCAGACUUUAAUUCGUUGCAACAAAAAAAUCGCAAUACAUAGUUGCUUCACGGGCAUGAACAAUAGCAAUGAAAUUCUAGGCAAAAUAAAAUCACGUUGUAACAUGUUUCUAGCGAAGGGAUCAUAAAAGUAACGCAACAUAAUCAUAAUUAAAAAUUAUGUUUUAAAAAAAAAGUUAGGAGUCAUUCAAUAAUUUUGAAGCCCUCAGAUGCCCUGGCAAGCUGUGCCACACGCGACUUGCGUGGCACAAAUGAACAAAAACACCACACCAAUUAAUCAACACGUCGCUCCUCUCUCUCGCUCCUCUCUCUUGCUCCUCUCUCUUUUGUUUUUACGAUCAGUGGAAACAAGAAGAUGCUUGGUGUAGUCGGCACUUUGCUUCGUUCAUCAUUUCGUAUUUUUUUUUUACUUUGCUUUAUUUAACCCUCUCUCGCUCACGCUCUCGCUCCCUCUCUCGCUCACUCUCUCGCUCACUCUCUCGGUCACUCUCUCGCUCACUCUCUCGCCCACUCUCUCGGUCACUCUCUCGCUCACUCUCUCGCUCACUCUCUCGCUCACUCUCUCGGUCACUCUCUCGCUCACUCUCUCGCUCUCUCUCGUUCUGCACGCAGCCCUUCUCGCAGUCCAACGGCCUCCGACGGGUAGCUCAUAAUUGCAUGCAGAGCUCCCCGUCAUCUGCCACUGAGCACACGGCCUCCUCCAUCGCCCACUGCUCCUUGAAGGCCGGCACGGCGUGGGUCAGAAACGUGAUUGGGAUGCCCAACCUCUGGGACACCGCGAUGAGGUCAUUGACCAGGAAGAUGCCGUCGUGGAUGGUUCGUCCGGGGAUGGUGUAGGACUGGUCCCUGUUUACGACUUGUGCAAUCACCCCUUUCAGUCGCAGGGAGAGAGCCUUCGUCAAUAUUUUGUAGUCUGUGUUCAGGAGGGACACCGGACACCAGUUUUGUAGGUGCCUCAGGUCUCCAUUUUUGGGAAGCAGAGUGAGCACCGCCCUCCAACACUGAGGCAUCACCCCGGUGACAGAGGCUUCCUCCAGCACCUCUCUGUAGUCCUCCCGUAGGGAUGGCCAAAAAGCGGCGUAAAACUCCCCUGUUAGCCCGUCUAACCCUGGGGAUUUAUUUGGGGCCAGACCUCUUGCAGCUGCGUCAAGGUCAUUCCUGGUGAGCUUUUGCUCUAGCAGCUCUUUCCCGUCUUCCCCCAGGGUGGGUAGACCACUCCAUGCCUCCGCCUGGGCCGCUCCCGAUGUUUCUUCAGGAGAAAACAGGCUGCCGUAGAAGUCUCUGAUGAUGGUCGACUUCUGCUGGAGUUCGUGCGCCGGGACACCGUCACCAUCAAAGAGGCACUCCAUGGAUUUGCGUCUCCCGUUCUGCCUCCCGAGGGAGUAGAAAAGCGGGGGUCCCGUGUCGAGGUCGGUGAUGAGCUUCACCCAGGAUCGCACAAACGCUCCCCUCGUCUGCUCCUCCUGUAGGCCUUUGAGACGCUCCCUAUUCUCGUAUUCUCUGAGAAGAGCAGGGUCACUGUCCUCGGCGAGACGACUCUCCAAAUCGAGGACUCGUGCUUCCAUGUCGGUGAUGUCCGCGUUCUUCAGUCUGGCACAACAGCCUGGUGUGCACUUUUCCCAUAUCCCACCACUGGGCCAGCGAGUCGAACUGCGUUUUGGUUUUUCGCCAGAAGUCCUCGAAUAUUUCUAUGAUGGCGCCAUCCUCCAGCAGCGAGUUGUUAAAAUGCCAGUGGGACGCACCCUCGCGGGCCCUCUCCAGCCUGACACGGAGCACGAUGAGGUUGUGGUCCGUGAAGGGUGCCGCCCUGAUGCCAGACGUUAUGGCGCACGUCACAAAGCUCUUAGAGAUGUAAAAUCUGUCGAGCCUGGACUGUGUCACCGAGCCAUCGCGCCUCGUCCUCGUGUACGUGAACUGGCGUCGGCCCGGGUGAUGUAUGCGCCACACAUCCACCAAGGCGGCAUCCUCCAGUGGUCCCUGCAUUUCCUUCUUCGGCCCAACUCCCCCCGGCUGCCUCCCCAAACGAUCCAGGGCGCCGAUUGUGCAGUUGUGGUCGCCACCCACAAUCACGCACUCGUCGUCCGGGAUCCCAGCCAGGUGCCUCCUCAGGAGGUGCAGGAACGGGAUCUUCUCCUUGUUGGUACACGUUCAGUAGGUGGGUGGUGACAUCGCCCAUCCUGACCGUUACCGCGAGCAGCUUUCCCUUCACUUCGGUCUGGGUGAUGAGCUUGGGAUGUAACCCUUUAGCAAACAGGGUCGCGACUCCUCUCUCUCGCUCGCUCGCUCGCUCCUCUCUUUAAUUUUUUUUCGAUCAAAUCAGACUUUAAUUCGUGCAACGAAAAAAUCGCAAUACAUAGUUGCUUCACGGGCAUGAACAAUAGCAAUGAAAUUCUAGGCUAAAUAAAAUCACGUUGUAACACGUUUCUAGCGAAGGCAUCAUAAAAGUAACGCAAGAGAAUCACAAUUAAAAAUGAUGUUUAAAAAAAAAAAGUUAGUUAGGAGUCAUUUUAAAUGGUGCUCAAUAAUUCUGAAGCCCCCAGAUGCCCUGGCAAGCUGUGCCACACGCGACUUGCGUGGCACAAAUGAACAAAAACACCACGCCAAUUACUCAACACGUUGCUUCUCUCUCGCUCCUCUCUCUUUUGUUUUUACGAUCAGUGGAAACAAGAAGAUGCUCGGUGUAGUCGGCACUUUGCUUCGUUCAUCAUUUCGUAAUUUUUUUUUUACUUUGCUUUAUGUAACCCCUCCUCUCGCUCACGCGCUCACUCACUCUCUUUCGCUCCUCUCUGACGCUCGCUCACCCACUCACUCGCACAGGCAGGUCCCUGUUGCUUUCUAGAAUCGCAGUUGGGGCCAAAAUAAAAAAAACGCUCGCAAAGAUAUCUCUGAACGAGAAACGACGGCGGUCGCUGCGGCCGGUCCACGAAAGCUCUUCGCUGCGACGAACGAACAAAAGACUCCCAACCCCCCCCCCCCCCCUCGUGCUUCGAUGGGAUUCGCCUUCGUUUGUGCUCGUCGGCGCUCCCCAAGCGUCGAUGUGUUUGCUGUCGGUCCCCGCGGGUGCCUGCGCACGCGGCGUCAAGUGGCAUUAUGGCGCGAGUGGAGGUUUCGCGAAGCUGAGCGUCACGAGAAAUCGCACUCGUGGCGGGAGACGGUACAGCAGUCGCUUUGUUUUUUUAUAAAUUAUUGUUGUUGUUGAUCGAGUCACGCACACUAAGGCAGGAACGUGAACGCUGCGUUCCUCCCAGCGUUGUGUCACGGUGCAGGUUGACCGGUUUACCCAGGCCCCGUGACGAUUCACGCACACAGCCCCCCCCCCUCCCCCCCCAUCUCCAAGCCAUUCCAUUCGUUUUAUUUUGCCGCAAGUCGUUUGCGUUUGGCCUUCGCGGCGGAUUCUGAGCGCCUCCUGUGGCUGCAGGGUUUACACGACGCGAGAUUUGAGUCCUCGCUUUGAAUCUCGUUUUCAUCAGCCACCGACACGCUCCGAACGCGGAGUGCCGGUGACCGUAUGGACGAGAUGGAUUUUAGUAACUUACGUCAAUUCAGAUUUUCGUUUCCGGUGGUCGCCCUCGUCGCUCCGCGCUGGCGUCCAUACCCGAGCGUGUCGGUGACCGCCGUACGAACUGCCCUCUACGCCCCCCAUUCCCUUCAACAAAUCGUCGUCGUCGUCAACAGCUGCUGGGCUCUGUCCACUGCCGGAUAAGAGGGCCCCCUCCCCGCACCGUGCGCUUCCCACGAGGCAGAGAACGCCCAGCGGGAGGCGGUGACGUCGGGCGAACGCCGCGGCCGCGCGUGCGGCCACCCCAACGGCCACCCGUUUGUGGCGGCCACUCCGCGUGGCGCAUUCCACCCCGGGGCCUGCGGAAAUUGUUGGUUGUCCACGCGUGCACCUAUUGGGGCGGGGGCCCGGUGUGUUUGUCGUUCAGCUCCGUGCGCGUUGUCGGUUGUUUUAUUGGACAUCGGUCCGGUUCACCGCGCACGACGUCCGCGCGAAUCGGUGGAGCGGGCCCCCGAGUCUUGCGACCGACGGUGAAUUCCGGCGGGCGACCGCAACGGACGUCUUGCCGAGUUCACGUGCCGACGCUUUUGUUCAGCCCGCUGGUGGACGGUGGCCUCCCCAGGCCGCACGUGGGUCUUGACCGUACUUCGCCGUGCUGGUCAGUGCAGGGCGGCGAGGGUGGGCAGGGUAGACGUAGGUAGAGUACAUUGCUUUUUUGCUGCACCGCCCACAACGUAGCCUGUAGCACCUGCUAUGCAUGGUGGCCACCCACCGAAAAACACGAUCCAGGCUCAAAAUCCCGCUUCGCUUCUGAGACCGGAUGAGAUUGGGCACGUGUUUAGGGUAUGGUUAUUAUUGCUGUAACUAAUGAAUGCUGGGAAUAGGUGUUGAGUCACUAUCGAUGGGACACAGCACCUACUGAGGUAUAUAUACACACACAGUACACACAGAUAUAUACAGAGCCAAGAGGUCAUGAAUUGUCAUCUUUGUUGGCCUUGAUCAAUCCACUGCUGGAUGAAGGCCUCCCCAAGAUGCCGAUGUGUAGCAACGCGCCGAUCACCACCUGCACACGAGCUGCUUUCACCGCUCCGUCUCUUUGGGGGACGUCCUCCCCGUCGUCGUCGGCCAACGAUUUCAACGUGUGGACGAUUUUAUGUGAAAAUAUUCACGAAUGCUUCCAGAGUCGUCCCCUCCCCCCCCCCCCCCCCAAAAAAAAAAAAACUACUUUGGGGGUUUGAGUCGCGUGUUCGCGGUGACGCCCGCGUCCUCCGCUUGAUGUCCCCGCCGCUGGUACGUCGUUCCGCCAAAAACAAAAAUACUAAAUUCUCCGAAACCACGUCGCGGCCAACGCACGAGGUCUCGCCGCUAUUCCGCGGUUUAUUCCAUUCGGCCUCGGGCAGCCGGUUUGCGUACGCAGCCCGCGCAUCAAUUCAUAGUUUGGAAUCUGUCAAAUUGGAACUUUUGUCGUCGUCGUCGUCGCUGUUCGUCGUCGUAACCUUUCUCUUUUCUUGUUGCGUAAAAGAAAUUUAUUUUAUUUUCACCUUUCGUUUCUUUUGUGUGUAAAAAAACAAUCUCCCACCAGAACAAGCCAUGUUUUAUGAAAUACAAAAGACCCAAACAGAGUACACGGCCGCGCUGGAAAUGGUCAAACUGGAAGCGCACGACUUGAGGGGGGCGGUGGUAGAGGAGGGGGCGGUGGGGGGGGGGCCCCGGGAGAGAUGCCCCCCCCCCCCCGGGGGAGAGGUGCCCCCCCCCGAAGAUGGCCUGCGAGAUGGAAUCGGGACGCGAACGGCCCCGAUUGGCAGCAAAAACCCCUUUUGCUUCAGCGAUGUACAGUUGCAUUUGAUUUUUUUGGUAAAGAAAUAUGAUGUGUAUAUGUAGAUAAAUAUAUAUUAAAUAAUUUAUACGUUAUUUAUAAAAAAAAGUGAAAAUGGGGUAAAAAAAAAUAAAGCGAUUUGAAGUCAA